Molecule: messenger RNA, 1674 nt
Organism: Cheilinus undulatus (humphead wrasse)
Lineage: Eukaryota; Metazoa; Chordata; Actinopteri; Labriformes; Labridae
Gene: grk7a
Product: G protein-coupled receptor kinase 7a
Exons: 4
Coding region: 1-1674 (557 amino acids)
Biological process (GO): signal transduction; regulation of signal transduction; protein phosphorylation
Cellular component (GO): cytoplasm
Molecular function (GO): rhodopsin kinase activity; ATP binding
Source: RefSeq, a predicted model, not a curated record
AUGUGUGACAUGGGGGGACUGGAUAACCUGGUGGCCAACACGGCCUACCUAAAAGCCCAGGGUGGUGAUGACAAGGAGAUGAAAAAGCGCCGUCGGAGCUUGUCUCUCCCCAAACCUGAGCAAUGUGCCGCAGUACGGGCCUCCCUCGACAAGGACUUUACGUCGGUUUGUGAAAGGCAGCCUAUUGGCAAAAAGUUUUUCCGCAACUUCCUGGCGAGCAACAAUGAUUACAAGCUGGCUGCUGAGUUUCUGGAUGAGCUCUAUGAUUGGGAUCUGGCUGAAGGUGCAGCAAAAGACAAGGCCCGUACAAACAUCAUCAACAAGUUCUGCAAGGCCGACUCCAAAAAUUUCCUGUCCUUUCUCAGCGGGGAGCCUGCUGAAAAAUGCAAGGCGGUGACAGAUGCCACCUUUGAGGAAGUGAUGAAAACCAAAGUCCAGGAGGGCGUACGAAAUUAUCUCAAAGACAAACCCUUCACAGAAUACCAGGCCAGUCCCUUUUUUGACAAAUUCCUCCAGUGGAAAGAGUAUGAGAGGCAGCCCAUCACCGAUAAAUACUUCUAUGAGUUUAGAACUCUGGGAAAAGGAGGCUUUGGAGAGGUAUGCGCUGUUCAAGUAAAGAACACAGGCCAGAUGUAUGCCUGCAAGAAGUUGUGUAAAAAGCGUCUGAAGAAGAAGGGUGGUGAGAAGAUGGCCCUACUGGAGAAGAAGAUCUUGGAAAAAGUUAAUAGCCUGUUUUUGGUCAACUUGGGAUACGCUUAUGACACCAAGACCCACCUGUGCCUUGUCAUGACCCUGAUGAAUGGAGGAGAUCUCAAGUAUCACAUUUACAACAUAGGCUAUGAUGGAAAAGGUGUGGACAAGGGCAUCGAGAUGAAACGUGUCAUCCAUUACACGGCGCAGAUCACUACUGGCAUUCUGCAUCUGCACGAGAUGGAUAUCGUAUACCGUGAUAUGAAGCCAGAGAACGUGUUGCUGGAUAGUCAAGGCCAGUGCCGACUUUCAGAUUUGGGUUUGGCCAUAGAGAUUGCUCCGGGGAAGACUGUGACCCAGAUGGCUGGUACUGGAGCGUACAUGGCCCCUGAGCUCCUUAAUAAAACUCCCUACAGGACAUCAGUGGACUGGUGGGCCCUGGGCUGCAGUAUCUAUGAGAUGGUGGCUGGAUACACGCCUUUCAAAGGCCCUGAGAGCAAGAAGGAGAAAGUGGAGAAGGAGGAGGUACAGCGCCGUAUUCUCAAUGAGGAACCCAAGUGGGAGCACAAGUGCUUUGAUGCUGCCACCAAAGACAUCAUCCAGCAGUUCCUCAAGAAGAAAAUUGAAGAGCGCCUGGGCAUGAAGAACAACAUGGAAGAUCCCAGGAAGCACGAGUGGUUCAAAACCAUCAACUUCCCCCGACUGGAGGCCGGCCUGGUGCCUCCCCCCUGGGUGCCCAAGCCCAACGUCGUCUACGCCAAGGACACCGGUGACAUUGCCGAAUUCUCCGAGAUCAAAGGCAUUGAGUUUGAUGCCAAGGACGAUAAAUUCUUCAAGGAGUUUAGCACAGGUGCUGUGGCCAUUCAGUGGCAGCAGGAGAUGGUUGACACUGGACUGUUCGAUGAGCUCAAUGAUCCUAACAGGAAAGAGGGCGGAGGAGAUCCUGAUGAUGAAAAGAAAUCUGGCACGUGUAUAAUACUGUGA